Molecule: messenger RNA, 918 nt
Organism: Homalodisca vitripennis (glassy-winged sharpshooter)
Lineage: Eukaryota; Metazoa; Arthropoda; Insecta; Hemiptera; Cicadellidae
Product: piggyBac transposable element-derived protein 4-like
Exons: 1
Coding region: 1-918 (305 amino acids)
Source: RefSeq, a predicted model, not a curated record
AUGGGCAUAUGCCCAUUGCCUCAAAGACAAAUGUACUGGUCAAACAAUCCCAUGUACCAAAAUAGUGUCAUCAAGAAAACUAUGAGCAGAGACAGAUUUGACUGUCUCCUAAAAUGCCUACAUUUCCAAAAUAAUGAGGAACCAGCAACUGAAGAGCCUCGGUUGUGGAAAAUAAAGAAACUGCUCAAUCAUUUAAAUGCAAAAUUUGAAAGUCUGGUAACACCUGAAGAGUCACUAGUUAUUGACGAGUCUAUGGUUCCAUGGAGAGGGCGUUUGAUUUUUAAACAAUAUUUGCCAAAAAAGGCUCAUAAAUAUGGAGUCAAAAUUUACAAGAUUUGUACCACUGAUGGGUAUACUUUAAAAGCAAAAAUUUACGCUGGUAAGUCAGACGUAACUGCAAGAGAGGCACAUGCAGAUAAAAUUGUCAUGCAUUUGAUGGAAUCAUUUCUAAAUGAGGGUAGAACACUGUUUGCAGAUAACUUUUACAACUCCACAAGGUUGGCCAACACUCUGCUUGAGAAGAAAACUUAUGUUUGUGGCACCCUUCGAAGUGACCGAAAAGGCAAUCCAAAAGAAGUCACUAGCAAAAAAUUAGCCAAAGGUGAAGUAAUUUGUCAAGAAAGCAGUACAGGAGUAAAAGUACUUAAAUGGCAUGACAAAAGGCCUGUACUGAUGAUAACCACUCGCCCUGAAGACGUUUCUACUCUUGUGGCAAGCAAAAAAACAACAAAGAAAGGCGAGGUUGUCAUGAAACCAUCAUGUGUCAUGGCGUACAAUGCAGCAAAAAAAGGAGUGGACUUUUUCAGAUCAGAUGUCCUCUUAUUACACUCCUAUCAGAAAGACUCUCAUUUGGUACAAAAAAGUUGCACUGGAUCUUCUCCUAGGUACUUGUGUAGUGAAUGCACUAGUACUACAUAA